This is a messenger RNA of Ictidomys tridecemlineatus (thirteen-lined ground squirrel), 4913 nucleotides long. RefSeq names its product myosin light chain kinase 3 (gene Mylk3). Gene Ontology annotation, molecular function: ATP binding; protein serine/threonine kinase activity. The record is from RefSeq and is a predicted model, not a curated record. Gene Ontology annotation, cellular component: nucleus. Gene Ontology annotation, biological process: intracellular signal transduction; positive regulation of apoptotic process; protein phosphorylation. Lineage: Eukaryota; Metazoa; Chordata; Mammalia; Rodentia; Sciuridae.
AUCUCAUGGAUUCAAUCCCCAGUGCCACAAAAUCAAUCAACCAAUCAAUCCAGGUUCUUACUUUGUAAAGUGCCUUCAUCACUCUAAGCCUCUAAGAACUGUUGUGAGGGGCAAAUAAAUAAUUUAUAUAAAAGAUGUAGCAUAGUGCCUGGCAUAUAAAUGUGCUCGAUAAGUAUUUACUACCUAAUAAGUGGUGUUGUUCAGUAAAAAACUAAUGAAUGAAUGCAUGAAUGUUGGUCUGGAUUUUGGCUCCUAAUGGUGCUUUUUGUUCUUUCCUAGUAUUUUAAGGUUAAUUUUACUUUGUUUUGCUUGGUCAGGGAGAAGUUUGACUAGGUAUGUAAGGAAAGAAGAGAUGAAAUUAAAAGGCUGCAAGGGAUAGGACUGCUGAAUACAGAAGACAAGGAGAUUCUGGGAGCAAACUCACCAGCACCCGAGGGAGGCAGGAGAUAGGAUUCUGUACAGCUGUCAUCUCCCUCUCUGCUUCAGAGAAGCCAACUUUGUUUUUUAUUCCUGAGCACAGUUCCUGGAUUUGUCCUUAGUAGGAUUGUAGCUGUUGUUUUAAUUCUCUUUCUGGGUGGCCAGCAUGAGAGAAGUUAUAGACAUUUUACUGUGAAAAAAGCAGCAGCCUAAUAUCUGAGAGUCCCUGCCCAUGAGGGACCUUGUUUGCUUUAUCCUCGAUAUAAGCCCCUUCCUAUUAUCCUUAGAUAACUGUCAGAACUGAGCCUAUGGGGCAGAGGCCAAUCUUCUUCCCUCUACUUACCUCCUGACCUCUCAACCCACAGAAUAGGGGGAUGAAUCUAUGGUCUCAAAAGGAUGACAGUUUUAUCUUUGCCACUGCCUUCCUGUGUGACCUUCCAUAAAGUCUCUUCUCUCUGGUCCUUAGGCUCUCUAUGUACAUGGUAAGGGAAAUUACCCUUAGAGUCUCUGAGAUCCCUCCUAAAGUGGCAGAAUGGUUUAUCUGCCCCUUAGGGCUGCAGCGGGUUUUAAAUAAGGUUUGCCUACUACAGUGCUUAGCACAGAGUCUGGCCAUGGUUAGGCUUAGAAAAGUGAGCUGAUAUCAACAGCCUGACAACCGCCUGUUUACUGGGCCAGCCUCUUCCCUGGUUCUUGUUAGCCAUACUAGGUAAGAUGUGGUCCCAAAAUGAUGUGUUUCUGCCUGUCAUCUGUCUGUGUGUGUAGAGCUUAGCCUCCCUCAGGUCACUCUAGGAAGAUCUAGCCAGAGGACUCUCCUUGACUUCUAAUUUGUGUCCCAGUCCUAGGGACUCUGUACUCCUUGGUAGCUUCCUGAGUAGUUUUAUUUGGGGAGGCAGUAGCUAAACUCUUGCAGCCUGGAGAUGGCUGACUUUAGCCAGAGUGUGAGCAGCCCCAUUGAAAAAACACAGGCCUCCUGCCCUUUCUGCUGCCAAUCAGGACUUCUGUCUUAAAAUAAAGGAUUCCCACCUCAUCCGGUUCCCUGUCCCAGAAUUCUGAGUUUUGAACUCAAGUCAGCUCUGCACCAGGACUCUUUCCCUUUCUUUCUUGGACCACACAGUGUUUGUUUCACAGCUAGACACUCUGCUAAGUGAUGCAGGAAGUAGGCCUCCAAAGAGGCAGAUAGAGUCCAACAAAGCAGAUAACCAAGUGAAACCUCUGGAUGCCUCUGGGGCCUGGGACAGGGUCAGAGAUAAGCGGAAAUGCCAGGCUUAUCGCUACUGCCUGAGUUCUUCCAGAGAAAUCAUCCUGGCCGGCCAGCCCACCUCAUUCCCAGAGCUCCAGGCAGUUUGGUAGCAUCCAUCUCCAAGCAGAGUAAACAUUGAGUUGGCACAGCUCUGGGGCCUGCAGGAUGGGGACUCUAUGCCCCACUCCAGCACUGCACAGUCCCAGCACCAGAGGCCAGCAGCGGGCAUCAGAUUACACCCAGAUAUUUGCGAACAAAGAGCAAGUGGAAGAGAAGGGAACAAAACCAAAGCAUGCAUUGAGUACCAGAGGUGUGCAAGCUGACAUCAGGGGGCCUUGGGAAGAGAGCCAGAAGGCCGACCUGUCAGAGGGAACAGUGGAGAGGCUGCCCUCCUUCAGCACUUCAGGAAUGGGUGCUGACCUCGUCUCCCAGGCAGGGGCCUCACCUGGGCAGGUGGAUGGGGUUCUUGGCCCAGGUCAGGUACCUCUUGGCCACCUGCUGCUGCCCACAGAGGUUGAAGCCAAAGAUCCUGAGACAUCCAGUGAGAACCCUGGGACUCGCCUGGAAUUGUCUGCAGCAUCUAACAGGGUCAUCGAGGCCCCCACCAGCCAGGAUGUGACACCAAGUACAGGACAAGGAACAUCAUCCAGCAAGCUUGAUCCUCAGUCCUCAGAAGAAGUCUUAUGGUUGACUUCAGGGCCCAGUUCUGAGCCCCCAAGGGCUCCAGCUCUCUCCAGGGCAGCUCACACUGGUGGAGAAUCUCCGCUAAGAAUCUCCAUCCACGUGCAAGAGAUGGAUACUCCCGGGGAACUUCUUGUGACACGACGGGGCAGCCUCAGACCCACUCCUUCUGCAGAGGUUCCAGCAGCUGCUCAUCCCAGUGAGCAGGACUUGCCUGGGCCCAGGUGCUGCUCUGAAGCUCCUGGGACUGAGCUGGGAGAACAAAACCCUAAAGAAGCCAAAGAGUUUACCCCACUGCAGAAGAGAAGCAUUGAGGCGGGAGCAGAUGCUGAGGAGAAGCAAGGGCCUGUGGCUGAGCCUGCCACAGGACCAAGCUUCACCAGGAGGGACAAGGGAGAUGACCCUGCUGGGACCUCAGCCCUGCAGCAGGACAAAAGCUUAGGAGCAGGACAUCCUGAGCCUGGGAAUGACUGUGCAGCUGGGGUCACUCCAAGAACUGAAACAGGAAGGAGGACACCCCCAGAUGAUGGGGCUGGCAGCCUGGUUCUGGAUGACAGCCCAGCUCCACCAGCCCCUUUUGAACACAGGGUGGUGAGUGUCAAGGAGACCUCCAUCUCAGCAGGUUACACGGUGUGCCAGCAUGAAGUCUUGGGAGGGGGCCGGUUUGGCCAGGUUCACAAGUGCACAGAGAAGUCCACAGAUCUCCCACUGGCUGCCAAGAUCAUCAAAGUGAAGAGUGCUAAAGACCGGGAGGAUGUGAAGAAUGAGAUCAACAUCAUGAACCAGCUCAGCCAUGUGAACCUAAUCCAGCUCUAUGAUGCCUUUGAGAGCAAGAACAGCUUUACCCUGGUCAUGGAGUAUGUGGAUGGGGGUGAACUUUUUGACCGGAUCACAGAUGAAAAGUACCAUCUGACGGAACUGGACGUGGUCUUGUUCAUCAAGCAGAUCUGCGAAGGUGUGCAUCACCUCCACCAGCACUACAUUCUGCACCUAGACCUCAAGCCAGAGAAUAUACUGUGUGUAAAUCAGACAGGACACCAAAUUAAGAUCAUUGACUUUGGGCUGGCCAGAAGGUACAAGCCUCGGGAAAAGCUGAAGGUGAAUUUUGGUACUCCUGAGUUCCUGGCCCCAGAAGUUGUCAACUAUGAGUUUGUUUCAUUCCCCACGGACAUGUGGAGUGUGGGAGUCAUCACCUACAUGCUACUCAGUGGUUUGUCCCCAUUUCUAGGGGAAACAGAUGCAGAAACCAUGAAUUUUAUUGUGAACUGUAGCUGGGAUUUCGAUGCUGACACCUUUGAAGGGCUGUCAGAGGAGGCCAAGGACUUUGUUUCCCGGCUACUUGUCAAAGAGAAGAGCUGCAGAAUGAGUGCCACACAAUGCCUGAAACAUGAAUGGUUGAAUAAUUUGCCCGCCAAAGCCUCAAAAUCCAAAGUUCGUCUCAAAUCCCAACUAUUGCUGCAGAAAUACAUGGCCCAGAGAAAAUGGAAGAAACAUUUCUACGUGGUGGCUGCUGCGAACAGGUUAAGGAAAUUUCCAACUUGUCCCUAAUCUUCAACUCUGCUGCUCCAGUGGGCCCAGAAAUUAUUGAGGCCAGUGGUGAUGUGAAGAGAUGACUCAAGAUUUUAAGUAAUCUGACCUUCUACUAUUAUUGAUUCCUCUUAUUUUGUAAAAAAAAAGUUCUGGCUAUUGCCUUAUGGACAAAAGUGGCUAAAAAGAAAAUAUCUUAGGAGCUUUGUUUCUGCCUUGUAAGAUCACUAGGUUUGAAAUGCUGUGUUUACUUUUCAAGUAUUCCUCCUUUUGACAAUAAGAGUAGGCAUGCUUAGGUAGGUAGGAAAGGUCCUACUUUGCAUAGAAUCAAAUUAAAUUCUAAACUUAAUGUGAUUAAAGAACUCAGUAGACACAAAGAUAUAUUAUUAUUAUCUCUUCAAAGAAUGCCAAAACAAGAAUUCCUAGAAGUUUGAUCUAUCUUGAACUUCCUGCUCUAGUGUCAAACUAUGUGGGCUUAAGACAGUAAUCCUCAAAUUUGUUUUAAUUUAUGCUCUCUUUGAGAAUCAUUUGCAAUCUUGAAAUAUAUCAACUGUUACAGCUAAAUCUGAUAAUUUGGAAUGUGUUUUUUAAGCUCUACAUACCUUCAUUCUUUUCUAAUUUUGUCCCGUCCUGACUCCCUUUUCUUGGGUAUGAAUCUCUGGUUUUGUAAGCCUGGAAGCUGAUCUACAAAAUAUAGUAUAAUGAUGUUCAGCUGAGAGAAACACAGGAAUGUUACAUUAUGAAGCAAUAAAGGAAAACUGCUCUCUUACUGCUGUAGUAAGGAAAUACUACUUUCAGUGUUGUCAUUCUUUAAACAGACAAUUCAUGUGAAAAGGGCAGAAAGACAUUUCACUUCAUACUUACUUUAAACAGACAAAAAAUGUAGGGGCAUUUUUAAACACUAUUGUAAGCAUUUAUGAAAUCAUCCAUUCACUGAAAUAACACUAUUCUCAAUGUAGCAAGCAAUAUAUUUACUAACUUCUAACUGUGUAUAUUUUAACAAUUUCCCAACUUAUAGCGAUUAAAAGGAACACUUUAUUAUUUGAAA